ACAAGUCAAAGUGCUCGUCAGUGUUUCUGCUAGCACAGACCCAACCAGGAAGUCCACAUAGUUGCAUAUUAAUACAAGCAUAACUGCGGAUCUCCAUCAUUUAACGGUGAAAGGACGGCAUGAGUUCUGCUGCCCCUCCGACGAUUGGGGAGUUAUUCCUCAUCCUCAGUGAGAUGGGCUUCUCAGAGGAGCAGAUCCAGGCAGCUGUACAGGCGGGGCAUUUUUCUGUGUCAGACGCAGCUGAGUGGCUCCUGCAGGGUCAGUAUCCACGGCACAGGUUGAUGAAGCAGUCAUCACAGCCGGCUGAGACAGCGAUUUCUGCUUUCAACCCACCCAAAGAUGCAGCGAGCACUUCAGAGGCGAAUACAUCUCCUUCUGACAGCAGAGCAUCCCCUUCAUUGCUGCUGAGACCAUCACAGUCAGGCAACCUGUCCCCGGACCCACUACCAGUCGAGUCCCGCAUCAAACAGGACAAGAGUGACUUUGAAGAGCAGCAGAGACAACGCGUUGCACAGGAGGCUAGAGCCGAGAGGAGACAAAAGAAACAGGAGCGUGAGUCCGUGUUGAAGCGGAUAGCUGAGGAUCGGAGGAGUUUGCAGCAGAAGAAGCAGACCGGCGCUGCAACAGAGACGUCUCCUCCCAGUGUUCAGGAACAGAAGCUCGGAGGAAAGAUUCAGACCAAUGUGGAUAACAACUGCGUCCUCAUGAUCCGGCUCCCAUCCGGCGAGUCCAUGCGUGAGCGUUUCCCGGCCGACGCUCCUCUGCGCAGCGUCGUGGAGCACAUCGCCGGGCGUCACCCCUCCCUUCCAUCCUUCUCCCUCCUCCAGGGUUUCCCACGGAAACGCUUCGGGGAGGCAGAGCUCGCUUGUUCUCUGCACUCCCUUGGCCUCACUCCCAACGCUGCUCUGUGUAUUCAGACCACUCCUCCUGAGACGCCUCAGGAUCCGCCGAGUCCUGCAGAUCCACCGUCAGCGGGACCCAACGAGCCCCCACCUUGUGUUGUGUGUCCUCAGCCACCCGUCCCGGUCCUGGAGGGGGCGGGAGGGCCGGACCUGGUUCUCCCUCCUCCACUACCCAACGAGCUGUGGGAAGAGGCAGUGAAUUACGCAGGGAUUCCUGGAGGUGGUCCUUCUCUGACCGGGCCCUCUCACUUCUGGGGCCGAGGCCAGAGAUUGAAUCCUGGUGAAGCUGAGGAGGCUGUGGGCAUAGAAGUUGACGAGGAACAAGGAGAAGAGGAAGAGCCACCCUACAUGCUUAACGGAAUGCCCCAGCUGCCUUUCUUUCCGGAGAAUAGGAUUCGUGGAGAAUUUGAGCCCAGGCACCACUGGCCAGAGCAAGGCAAUCGACUGAGGGAGGCUCAAGAGGAGGUCCAAGCAGAGCCUGAGGAUGCUGGGGCUCGGGAGGCUCCUGGAGCUGCAGGUCUGGCUGCGGUGGAGCGUCUGCAAAGAGCUGCACAGCAAGAGGACCCCCGUGCCUCCCAGGGACAACCGUCACCCCCUAAAAAACCCUACAGGGCCCCCAGCGUGCCGUCCCUAUGUGCCUUGGCAACCCGCGCAACUGUCCACCUCAUGACUGCUCCCAGCAUGCAGUACAGCAGCAGUCUGGCGUGCCUCACCCCGGAGCUAGCGGAGCUUCUGCUCAACCACAUGUCCCGCGAGAGGCUCCUGCGUCCGCGCACCCUGGAGCUCUUCUUCGGCUGCCCAUUGCAGAAGUUUGUCCUAAACUGCUACCCUUACUCCACCAACGAGCUCCUGCGGCAGUUACGGGCCUUCACGGCACUGAAGCACCUGAGUCUGGUCAACUCGCCUCUCAUCACUGACUCUGGGCUCUCAAUCCUGUCCAGCCUGGUCAAACUCCAGUACCUCAACCUGGCCUCCUGUAGCAAACUGACCGACUCCUGUCUGCAGCAUAUCACAGGUUUAAAGAGCCUGUAUUUCCUGUCGCUGGACCACACCAAAGUGACAGAUGCUGGGUUGGUAUUAUAUCUACAGUCGGCUCCGUCCUGUCUGUCACAGCUCAGCCUGAACCAAACGGCUGUGACUGAAGCCACACUGGCAGUCCUGCCCACCUGUGUGCCACAACUGAGGCUCCUAAGCAUCAAGCAGACAAAGGUCAGUGACGUGUCGGCAUUGGCAGAGCUGUCCAGCCUGCAGACUCUCAACCUGGACGGGACCAGCGUGACAGAAAGCUCUCUGGAGCACCUCGCCACCCACCCCACCCUGUCUUCCCUCAGUUUGGCGGGAAUCCCCGUAGCAGAUGGUGAUCGCGCCCUGCAGAUCAUCUCAGGUUUGAAGUUGACUCAGCUGACCCUCCCUGGACGCCACUCUGUGGCAGACAGCGGGUUGUCAUUCCUCUCUAGACUGUCUGUGCUCUUAGAGCUGGACCUGACUGACUACACACAGGUCACAGACCAGGGAGUCCGCCAGCUCUCCACCAUGAGCAGGUUGAAGAAGCUGUCACUUAGCAACACACAGGUGACGGAUGCAGGGCUUCCCUCGCUGCGCGGCCUGCUGGAGCUGCAGGAGCUCUGUUUGGACCGGACAGCGGUCACCAGCCGAGGAGUGGCCGAACUCAUCACCUGUCUGCCGCACCUCCAGGUGUUGGGGUUAGCCAGCACUCAGGUGGGAGACACAAUAGUGAGGAGAGGUCUGAGCCGCUGCAAUCAACUAGUGAAGCUUAACCUCAGCCGCACACGGAUCACAGACCACGGUCUAAAGUUCAUGAAACACAUGCAUCUGGCUCAGGUGAACCUGGACGGCACCGGUGUGAGUCUGAUGGGCAUCGCCAGCCUCCUCUCCUUCACCAACAUCAGCAGCAUUCGGGCCAGCAACACUCGCAGCAUUCCCCCCGACGAGGUCUCAGACGAGGAGUGGGAAGCCCAGUGAGCAUUCGACACCUUCGGGUCGGUCCAUGCAUACUGUACCUGAGCACGCCUCUGACUGCUGCCCCCCCCCCCCCCUUUAGCCCCAGAAACAUCCUGCCUACUGGAUACUCUGAAGAGCAGCAUAACUGAAAACACUCCUAUUUGCACUGUUUCAACCGCAGCUAGUGCCACUAAUCUGUCAAUCACACACGCUACCAAGUUGAAACCUUAAAACGAGAGCCCGGUGUUUAAAAAAAACAAAAACUGGGCCGUUAAUAUCGUUUACAUAUAUAGAAUAAAUCUGCAUUUACUUCCAUACACUGCAGCCCUUUGUCUCUGGAAGAAAAACAAACCUCCACCUGACAAACGUUAAAGCUUUAUGUGCAGCCUCAUAGGUUGGAACUGGUUUCUGAGCCGACUGGCGGGAACAUAUUAAGUGUUAGAAAUGUAAGAUAUAACACAGCAUGUAUUUUCAGACUGUAAACAUUAUCGGCCUGAUAUGUUUAAAUUAAAUUAAAACUUAAAUAACAAAUUGUCAAUUCAACUAAAUCUGGUUUGAAGAUUAAUUUUUUGGACGGGUGUGAUGUCAGAUAAUUUCUUUGGGUAAUCAUUCUGUCUAUUAAAACUAACAUUGAAUCUUAAACUGUAUUUAUGUCAUGUUGGAUUUAUUAGAAUACAAUUAGAUCCAAUAUUUCUUUGUAAGCGUGAAUAAUUGGCAGUAUUAAUUGUAAAGUUCACACAAAAAACACUAGACAGAUGUCAAAGAUGAUAAAAGUAUUGUAGUUUUGUUGCCACCAUGACAAAAAAUAUUUGCUCAGUUUCUCAUCUUAAUGUCAUUUUAGUGCACAGACUAUUUUUUUUAACCAUCCUGCUCGAUGUCUAGAUACAUAAUCAGUCUAAGUAGGCAUUCAAAGUGUUCUUUCUUGUUAUAACAUCAAUUUGUUUAAACAAGACAUUUUUCAAUCUGUGAUAAAGUAUUUUGUUUCUUGUUGAAACUGGAAUAUUUGGUAUGUAGUAAUGUAAAAAAUGAGAACAUAAAAAUGGUCUUGUUAGUAAUUAUAAUUUAGUUAUGAGAAACUGAUCAUGUAUUUGUCCUGGUAGCAGCAAAGUUUUGGCCAGUUUCUUUGACAGUUUUCCUGUCUGACAUAAACACAGCUUUACUGUAAGAGCUCAUAAUGAAGAGCUCAUAACUUGUGCUGUCACCUGUAUGGUUGUUAGUUUACAGCAAACCACAAGUCACUUAGAAACUUAUUAUUUUUUUUUUUAAUAGUGCAUUGGAUUAAGUUAAUAUAUAUAUAUAUAAAAUAAAAAUCGCUGUUCUAUUAAUAUUUAUUAGCAUUAGUUAUGCCACCAUCUUGGAACAGCCCAGCCAUUUUCAGUUUAAGGGAAGAUCGGGUGAGCAGCAGCGAACAGAGUAGAGAGCGUAAUAUGAAGUAGGAUCUAUGCAGCCAUGGGGCUCACCAGCCAGAAUCCAAAGCAACUUAUUUUACCCACAUCUAGUUUUGUCCUUUUGUUUACAGAGAUG
Messenger RNA from Anoplopoma fimbria (sablefish), 4388 nucleotides. RefSeq lists its product as uncharacterized. Gene Ontology annotation, molecular function: protein binding. The coding region runs from base 120 to 2885 and encodes 921 amino acids. NCBI's taxonomy places the organism in Eukaryota, Metazoa, Chordata, Actinopteri, Perciformes, Anoplopomatidae. The record is from RefSeq and is a predicted model, not a curated record. The transcript has 17 exons.